Beta vulgaris subsp. vulgaris (sugar beet) is the source of this 1863-nucleotide messenger RNA. Its product is annotated as alcohol-forming fatty acyl-CoA reductase. Gene Ontology annotation, molecular function: alcohol-forming very long-chain fatty acyl-CoA reductase (NADP+) activity. Bases 118 to 1593 code for a protein of 491 amino acids. The record is from RefSeq and is a predicted model, not a curated record. The transcript has 10 exons. Gene Ontology annotation, biological process: long-chain fatty-acyl-CoA metabolic process; suberin biosynthetic process. NCBI's taxonomy places the organism in Eukaryota, Viridiplantae, Streptophyta, Magnoliopsida, Caryophyllales, Amaranthaceae. Gene Ontology annotation, cellular component: intracellular membrane-bounded organelle.
AUUGCAUCGAACACACACUCUUAAUACUUCUCUAUCUAAGUUUCUUCAAGUGACUCUCUCUCUUACUCAAACACAUAAUAACUCUCCUUUCUUUUCUUCUCUUCACAAUUCUUAACAAUGGAGUUGUGUAGCAUUUUAAAGUUUUUGGAGAACAAGUCCAUUUUAGUAACUGGUGGAGCUGGAUUUUUAGCAAAGAUAUUUGCGGAGAAGGUGCUAAGGUCUCAACCAAACGUGAAGAAGGUAUAUCUUUUGCUAAGGGCUGCUGACAACAAGUCAGCUACACUAAGAUUGCAAAAUGAGGUGAUUGCAAAAGACUUGUUCAAAGUUCUAAAACAAAAGAUGGGUGCAAAAUUCAAUUCCUUCAUAUCAGAAAAGGUUACUGUGGUGCCAGGUGACAUUACUUGUGAAGACUUGGCAAUUAAAGAAUUAAAUCUUAAGGAAGAAUUAUGGACGAACAUUGAUGUUAUCGUUAACCUAGCUGCAACUACCAACUUCGAUGAAAGGUAUGACGUCUCGUUAUAUCUCAACACUUUUGGAGCUAAGUAUGUAUUGGACUUUGCUAAGAAAUGCACCAAGUUGAAGGUGCUCGUCCAAGUAUCAACUGCUUAUGUAUCUGGUGAAACGGCUGGACUUGUAAAGGAGAGUCCUUAUUUCAUGGGUGACUCACUAAAUGGGAGACCUGGCUUAAAUAUUGAAGUGGAGAAGAGACUUAUUCAAGACAAAUUAGAGGAGCUCCAAGCUGAGGGAGCCACUCAAGAAACUAUUAAGUUCACUAUGAGGGACUUGGGCCUUGAAAGGUCAAAACAUUGGGGAUGGCCAAAUGUUUACGUAUUUACAAAGGCAUUAGGGGAGAUGAUGCUAUUGCAUGAAAAAGGAGACAUUCCUCUUGUCAUCAUUCGUCCUACCAUUGUAACUAGCACAUUUAAAGAACCUAUCCCUGGUUGGGUUGAAGGUAUUAGGACUAUUGACAGUUUAGCUGUUGCUUAUGGUAAAGGGAGGUUGCCAUGCUUCUUGGGUGACCCUGACUCAAUUGCUGAUGUGAUUCCAGCUGAUAUGGUGGCAAACGCAAUAAUAGUAGCAGCCAUGGCUCAUGCAAAUCAAACAGGGAAUCCAAGAAUCUACCAAAUUGGAUCAUCAGUGAAAAAUCCAACUACAUUAACAACUCUACAUGAGGUUGCAUACCAGUAUUUUAAGCGUUACCCUUGGAUUAACAAGGAUGGUAAACCUGUCAUUGUUGGCCAUGUUAGAGUCUUAGGAUCCAUGGCUAGCUUCAAGAGAUACCUUACUCUUCAUUACCUACUUCCAUUGAAGGCCCUAGAAAUAGCAAAUGUCGCGUUUUGUCAGUCCUUCAAAGGCACAUUCAUAGAACAAACAAGGAGGAUCAACCAUGUGAUGCGGUUGAUAGAAAUUUACAGACCUUAUUUGUUCUUCAAGGGCAUAUAUGAUGACAGCAACGCAGAGAAGUUAAGGGUAGCAGCAAGAGAAAGAGGAGUGGAGACAGAUAUAUUCUAUUUUGAUCCGAAGGCUGUUAAUUGGGCAGACUACUUCAUGAACAUUCAUCUUCCUGGUUUAGUUAAAUAUGUUUUCAAGUGAAACAAUUAGCAGCAAAAACAACAAUGAUUAAUGAGAAGAAGAAAAAUUGAUCCAAAUGAUUAAACCAAAGCUAUUUGCAACCAAGAUUUAUACUUAAGAAAAAAGGCGAAGUUGUUACCAGUUAUGUGGUUUUCUUUUUAGAUUUGGGGUCUGGGGCCUAAUAUAUAUGUAAUUUGCUAGGUGGUUCUAUGGACCAGGAGACUUGGAGAAAAUAUUUAACCUGUCUUUUUGGACCAUUAUUGAUAUUAUAUUAAUAAGUUUAUUAUUAGA